AUGACCGCAAGCGACAUGAUGAAGGCCCUAGUUUUGAGACCCCAGAGUCAAUCUUUAGCCGUGGAGGAUGUGACAGUGCCAAAGCCUGGGCCCAAACAAAUUCUUAUCAAGGUGCAGGCAGUUGCGCUCAACACGGUAGACGUCAUGAACGUGGACCACUCUUUGGCGCUCCAAGAUAGACGUGUCGUGGGAACGGACUUCGCAGGACUUGUCGAGACAAUCGGCGAAGAUCUCAAAUAUCUUGAGGACCCACGUGUGAAAAUUGGCGCGCGAGUCGCGGGUUUUGUUCAGGGUGCGAAUUCUACUAACGAGCGUCCCGGUGCCUAUGCUGAGUACGUUUUGACCGAUUACGACUUGACCUGGAGAGUCGCUGAUAGCGUACCGCUGGAAAACGCCGCUACUAUCAGCAUGUGCGGUAUCACUGCCGCACAGGGCCUUUUCUAUCGUAUGGGAUUUCCAUGUCCAUUUUAUGGGACGCCGACAUUUGGGGAUGUAGAAGAGCCUGUGAACGUUUUCAUCUACGGCGCAACAACCAACGUCGGCAUUUUUGCAGCGCAGUUGGUUCGCAUCGCGGAAAAGACAGCAGGAAAACCGAUUAGGCUCAUCGGAGCUGCUAGCGCCUCGAAGCACGCCUCACUUAAGGGAGCACCAUAUGGAUACGACGUCUUAGUCGAUUACAAAAAUGAUGACUGGCCAGAGCAGGUCCACGAAGCCACCGGUGGGCGCGGUGUGUCAUAUGCAGUUGACACAGUAUCCAUUGGACCAACAGUGGCAAUGGUCGAAAGAACGUUGAGCCCUUCAGGAAAAUUUGCCGCCUACCGGACCCCAUCUAUUGGCGGAUUUGACAUGGCCACCUUGAAGAUCAAGCCUGUUGUCGGUCCAGUUUGGGAGGGCCUCGGGGCUGAGAUUGGUUAUCACGGUGUAACAUUACCGGCCAACCCCGAAGCGAGGAGCUUCGCCGCUGUUUUCUUUAAAUUCAUUAGCCAAGAACCAACUCCAGGUUUCAACGUUCUUCAAUCGGUUCCUGUUCGCCUGAUGCCUGGUGGCUUAGACCAGAUCAUUACUGACGGAUUCUCUGUGCUCCGCAAUUCGCCUAUGAUAUCCAGGACCGCAUCUGACCGCAAGGACGACGCUCAUUUGCGACCAGUCAGCAUGGAGAAGCUGAAUCUCUUGGCUUCCGUUCGGGCUGGCAAGUUCUUCACGAGCCAGGGUCACUCGGCCUUUCGUAUCAUCACGUCUGUUGAGGAAGUCGAAUGA
Penicillium nucicola is the source of this 1257-nucleotide messenger RNA. Its product is annotated as zinc-binding alcohol dehydrogenase family protein. NCBI's taxonomy places the organism in Eukaryota, Fungi, Ascomycota, Eurotiomycetes, Eurotiales, Aspergillaceae. The record is from RefSeq and is a predicted model, not a curated record. Gene Ontology annotation, molecular function: oxidoreductase activity, acting on NAD(P)H. The transcript has 4 exons. Bases 1 to 1257 code for a protein of 418 amino acids.